GGAGUCACCUAGCAAGUGAAAUUACUCCUCCAGUUCACUCCUGAGAUAAGCCUCCUCUUUCAACACGAUGCUCAAGUCUGUCACAGAAAGCUUUGCCAGAGUGAUCCAUGGCUUGACAGUGGAGCACCUGACAGACCACGUCAUUCAGAGAAGCAAAAGAAUGAUUCUGGAUACUCUGGGUGUCGGCUUCCUGGGAACCAAUACAGAAGUGUUUCACAAAGCCAGUGAAUAUAGUAAGAUCUACAGUUCCAAUGUGGCCAGCACUGUUUGGGGUCAGCCAGACUUAAGGCUCCCGCCGACAUAUGCUGCUUUUGUGAACGGUGUGGCUAUUCACUCAAUGGAUUUUGAUGAUACAUGGCAUCCUGCCACCCACCCUUCUGGAGCGGUCCUUCCUGUCCUGCUGGCUUUAUCAGAAGCUCUGCCUCCAAGUCCAAAGUGUUCUGGCCUUGAUCUGCUCUUAGCUUUCAAUGUUGGGAUUGAAGUGCAAGGCCAAUUACUGCGUUUCUCCAAGGAAGCCAAUGACAUACCAAAGAGAUUCCAUCCCCCCUCAGUGGUAGGAACCUUGGGUAGUGCUGCUGCUACAUCCAAGUUUUUGGGGCUCAGCAUGACAAAGUGCCGAGAGGCCCUGGCUAUUGCUGUUUCUCAUGCCGGGGCACCCAUAGCAAACGCUGCCACUCAGACCAAGCCUCUUCAUAUCGGCAAUGCUGCCAGGCAUGGGAUGGAAGCUGCUUUUCUGGCAAUGCUGGGUCUCCAAGGAAACAGACAAAUCUUGGACAUGCAGACAGGGUUUGGGGCCUUCUAUGCCAACUAUUCCCCAAAAGUUCUUCCAAACCUAGAUUCCCACACUUGGCUGCUGGACCAGCAGGAUGUGGCCUUCAAGCGGUUCCCUGCACAUUUGGCCACCCACUGGGUGGCAGACGCAGCUGCAUCUGUGAGAAAGCACCUUGUAACAGACAGAGCCCUGCUUCCCAUUGACCGCAUUGCAAGAAUUGUGCUCAGAAUUCCAGAUGUCCAGUAUGUAAACAGGCCCUUCCCAGACUCAGAGCAUGAGGCUCGUCAUUCCUUCCAGUUUGUGGCCUGUGCCACACUGCUUGAUGGCGGCAUCACUGUCCCAUCAUUCCACAAAUGCCAGAUCAACAGGCCACAGGUGAGGGAGUUGCUCAGUAAGGUGGAGCUGGAGCACCCUCAAGACAACCUGCCAAGCUUCAACACACUAUACUGUGAGAUAAGUGUCACUCUCAAUGAUGGAGCCACCUUCACAGAGCGUUCUGAUACCUUCUAUGGCCAUUGGAGGAAGCCAUUGAGCCAGGAGGACCUACGGGAGAAGUUCAGAGCCAAUGCUUCCAGCGUGCUGUCCUGUGAUACAGUAGAAAGACUUACAGAGAUGGUAGAGAACCUAGAAGACCUAGAAGACUGUUCUGUCCUAACCACUCUUCUGAAAGGACCGUCUUCACCGGAGAUGGUUUCAAAAUCUAUCUAGCAUCCAACAAUUUCAUCAGACAGUUUCUCCUGAGGCUUACCAACAUCUAAGUGACUUUAUAUUGGGGAAAAAUCAGUGAUUUGCUUUAUAGAGCAAGGGUUUACUAUCGCUCUGCCCAGGAACAAGUGAAGCAAGGUGGACAGAGUCCAGAAACAGAAUUGGAUUUUUAUGGAAGGAGUCUUUUCCUAUAAAUUCUGCAAGACAGUUCCAAUUACCUGAAGAAAAAUAAUAAAUAUGCAAGAAACACAGAGAAAUUGAUUUUAUAAGUAUUCAUAAGGCACCUCUGAUUUGCUUGUAAGGUUAAUCUUUACAGAGGAGUUCUUUAUGAACUUCAUGAACCUUAAGAUGUGGGAGGAAUUUGAACCUACAUGUAAGUUUGCUGACAGUCAACAAGGGCUCUGGCCUAUUGUGCCACCAACAUGUUUCUUGGACCAUGGUUUUUUACAAGCCCCCCACAGUAGUGGGGGUGCUAUUGGGUUUAAAUAUAAGGAAUUAGUGGGUACAAAUCCUGCCCCUACAACUUACUGGAUGUGACCCUAAGCGUGUUACUGGGUAGCCCUCUGCCUCAGUUUAAAGCAGAAAUAAAAAGCGGUAUAAAAAGUAAAACAGUUUGGCUCUGGAAGCCAUGCUGCUAACCACUACAAUAUACUGCGUUUUGUUACAAAAAAAUUUUUGAGAAAAAUAUGGACGAAGAGUUUGACGUGUAAUAAAGAACGACAGCAAAAAAUAUGUGGGUAAUUAAAUAACUAUUGACUUUGUAAAAUAAUAAAAAUGUCUUACGGGGUUAAAAAUUGCAACUUUAGCAAUACAUAUAAGCAGGGAGUUACUAUAAUUGUGCUCUAAAUUCCUUAUGUCAUUCAAGAAAAGGGCAAAGCUAUUAACUGUAGACUUUGAUUUGUAAGUAUGCAUGUUGACAUUUCCAGGGUAACCAUUAUAAGACAACAGUAGAAUAUACCACUUCCAGGUUAACAGAGAGAGAAAUAUGGAAUUAGGAAAAAGAAAAUAAACCAAAGGAAGGCAAGAAAGGAGGAGGAAAA
Molecule: messenger RNA, 2517 nt
Organism: Lynx canadensis (Canada lynx)
Lineage: Eukaryota; Metazoa; Chordata; Mammalia; Carnivora; Felidae
Gene: ACOD1
Product: aconitate decarboxylase 1
Exons: 5
Coding region: 68-1480 (470 amino acids)
Molecular function (GO): lyase activity
Source: RefSeq, a predicted model, not a curated record